This is a messenger RNA of Nycticebus coucang (slow loris), 2721 nucleotides long. RefSeq names its product deoxyribonuclease 1 like 1 (gene DNASE1L1). Gene Ontology annotation, molecular function: DNA nuclease activity. The record is from RefSeq and is a predicted model, not a curated record. Gene Ontology annotation, cellular component: nucleus. The transcript is spliced from 8 exons. Lineage: Eukaryota; Metazoa; Chordata; Mammalia; Primates; Lorisidae. Bases 229 to 1146 code for a protein of 305 amino acids. Gene Ontology annotation, biological process: DNA catabolic process.
GGCGUUCCGCCCAGCUCCACUGGCUGGGUAAGGAGACGGCUGCUUCCUCUUUCUUUCUCCGCCAGUCCCAAACCAGGCAGGAGCUGCGAUUUGGGAGUGUCGCGAUCCCCUAAGACUGAGGCAAACGUGGUGACAAGCUGGUCUGUGCAGGACCAGAACGGAGCCCAGCUGUGAGAACACCCCAGAGUGAACUGGAUUCGUCUGGGGUUCCAGCAGCCGCAUGCAGCCAUGCACUGCCCAGCCACACUCCUGCUCAUGCUCCUGGCCAGUGGGGCCGAGGCCUUUCGCAUCUGUGCCUUCAACACCCAGCGUCUGACACUGGCCAAAGUGGCCAGGCAGCAAGUGAUGGACACCUUAGUUCGGAUCCUGGUUCGCUGUGACAUCAUGGUACUGCAGGAGGUGGUUGACUCUACUGGCAAUGCCAUCCCCCUCCUGCUUCGAGAACUCAACCGAUUUGAUGACUCAGGGCCCUAUAGCUCCUUGAGCAGUCCCCUGCUGGGGCGCAGUACCUACAUGGAGGAGUACGUCUACUUUUAUCGGUCACACAAGACACAGGUCAUGAAUUACUACGUGUACAAUGACAAGGAUGAUGUCUUUGCCCGGGAACCCUUUGUGGCCCAGUUCACUUUGCCCAGCAAGGUCCUUCCUAGCCUGGUGCUGGUCCCACUACACACUACUCCUAAGGAUGUAGAAAAGGAGCUGAACGCCCUACACAAUGUGUUCCUCGAUGUCUCCCAGCACUGGCAGAGCAAGGACAUGAUCCUGCUUGGGGACUUCAAUGCUGACUGUGCUUCACUGACUAAAAAGCGCCUGGGUCAGCUGGUGCUGCGGAUGGAUCCAGGCUUCCACUGGGUGAUUGCUGAUGGGGAAGACACCACAGUGCGGGCCAGCACCCACUGCACUUACGACCGCAUUGUGCUGCAUGGGGAGCGCUGCCAGAGCCUACUGCGCACUGCAGCUGCCUUCAACUUCCCCAGAAGCUUCCAGCUCACUGAGGAGGAGGCUCUGAACAUCAGUGAUCACUACCCUGUGGAGGUAGAGCUGAGCCAGGCGGUGCACAGUGUCCAGCCCCUCAACCCAGCCACUUCUGCUGCUAUUGCUGCUGCUCUGUCAUUCCUGGCCCCUCAGCUAAACCCUGUGGCCUGAACCCCCUCCAGGGCAUGCUGCUACCCACAGAUGUGAUGACACUGCCUUUAAGACUGAAACCUUGUCUUCCCCUGUCCAUCCUGCCCUGGGACUGAAACAACUCCUAGGGGGCUGCAGCUGCAGCCCUCCUCCAUCUUCCUGGUUUGGCUUGUGUCUGCUGUCAGAAAAGGAAGCCAGGGGCCCUGAAUAAGGGACCCAGGUAUGGUGUCAGGAGUGGAGACAAAGCAGACUCCAGGGCUGGUUGAGGGGAAGAGGGGCUCCAAAGGCAUCUUAGCUAAGCUGCAGGGCUCAGAAAGGGGAAUCACGAUGGAUCAAAAGAUUUUAUUAUUUGACAAAAAAGAAUCUUACACACCAAGAACACAAAACCUUAUUGGAAGGACAUUACUUGUGUAUAGCAGAGAUGCCAAUGGCUAUCUUUACAGUAUACAGGAUUCAUUAGAAUCAGCAGAAUUAAAAUCCUAACAAAAGGAGAUUAAGUGGUUAUACAAAGUAAGCUCCUCCUCCCUCCCACCGCCCCAAACAAAAACCUAGUGAAAGACUGAAAACCGUUUUAGCUCACAUAAUCCAAUGAACAGCCUGGAAACAGCCCAAGCAUCAGCCAAUACAUGCUUGUGUAGCCUGCCCCCACCAUCUGGGGGUGCCAUCAGUCCACAUUCUUUAUAUCUGUGCACAGGGCAAGCCCAGCUGACGCUAGUCACCAAGGCAGGUGCAAGCAUAACCUGAAUAGCUACUUUGUGAAGUUGCUCAGCGAAAGAGGCUACAGCAAAACCAAAUGCUAGCAGUGAUCCUGUCCAGGGUGUUAUCACAGGACCUUCUUUCCCUGCCCUCCAUUUUCCAAAGAACAGAACUCAAUAAAAAUACCCAUUGAGACACUAUCAGGGCUAAGUGUAAACUAUCAUCAGAUCUAUACUUUAGCCCCCCUGAGGUAAAAAAUAAAAUUUAAAACAUUAGAAAUGGCUACAAAAAGCCAGAGGUCCCUCUCAGGGGUUACAUCCCUGCCCUGGAACCAGAAACCCUUUGGAUUUCUCCUAUUUCCUGGAUCCUGAGGGUUUAGGGUAUCUUGCCUAGUACCAUCCUCCUGGCCUAUUUUGUCUUCUCCCCCAGACCUCAAAGCUGCUCUUGGCACUUGUGUUUAGAAGACCCAGGAGCAGAGGCCAGCAUGGGCCAUAAACAUUAGUCUGGAGGGUCUUUUGUUGCCAAGCCCCAUGGGCCUGUCAGGGUAUUGUUGACAAGGGCCCUGGAAAUGCAGGCUCCACAAGAGCUGGUGGGUAGGCAGGGCUGAGGGAAGUGUCAGAGGCUGCAAGGUGGGAAUGGAGUCAGCCCCCAGACUACUCAAGAAAACACCAGGCCACUGGUUGAACAUAUCUAUGGCUGGGACAUCUGGUUGUCCACUCUUUUCCUAAAGCAUUGCUGGUCUGGGGUGCUGCAGAUGUCAGCCUUGGUACAUAAGUCCUUCACCUGGUGGGAUGGGACAGUCAGGCAGCAAUCUGGAUUUACAAGGGUUUUGCUGAUCUUCAUUCCCCUCCCUCAAUGCAUGGAAACUUUUCAACCUACUGUCAAGGAUCUAGGGAGGUC